AUGGAAACACCAGAAUCAAACACUCAACCUAUUACUACUACUUCUUCUUUAUCACUUCCUAAACUCUGUAAAAAGACUAACUCUCAUAAAAUAGAAAACCUUAUUGAUUACUCUCAUGUUCUUGAAGAUGCUCAAAUUUCUGAAACAAUACCUCCUCUAUUGAGUUCGUACAACAUCUUCAAAAGACAAAGAAGUGUUACCAGAUCCAUCCGAAAUCUUAUCUCUACCAAUCGCCCUCAUAUGAAAGAGUAUGUCCAGUCAUCUAGACUAGAUCAAUGCAGCCUAAGAGCUACAAACCAAGAGCAAUACGUAGAUCUAGAGAUUCCCUAA
Messenger RNA from Lathyrus sativus (Indian pea), 330 nucleotides. NCBI's taxonomy places the organism in Eukaryota, Viridiplantae, Streptophyta, Magnoliopsida, Fabales, Fabaceae. The record is from the annotation of a GenBank genome assembly.